Messenger RNA from Selaginella moellendorffii, 1858 nucleotides. Its product is annotated as ricin B-like lectin R40C1. The transcript is spliced from 10 exons. The record is from RefSeq and is a predicted model, not a curated record. The coding region runs from base 73 to 1722 and encodes 549 amino acids. Lineage: Eukaryota; Viridiplantae; Streptophyta; Lycopodiopsida; Selaginellales; Selaginellaceae.
UUUCCAGUGCGUUUGCUUGCAUUGUCUAGAGAUUUUGUUUAAAGUUUUGCUCCAGCUCUCUCUCGAUCGAUCAUGUCGUACCAGCAGGGAUAUGGAUCCUAUGAGCAGCACGCUCACGGGCAUCCGCCAGUCCAGGGCCAGGUUGUUCGCGUCUUUUGCAAGGCUCGCCCCGAUUUCUAUCUGACCGCCACCGACGAUGGCGUUGUCCUCUCCCAGGGCAAUGUCCAGGACCCGCGCCAGCAAUGGAUCAAGGACGAUUCCUGGGGCGAGCGCCUGACCGAUUCGUCGGGAUCCAAGGCCUUCGCACUCAUCAACAAGGCCACUGGUCAAGCGCUUCGUCAUGGCAAUUCCGAGAACGAGCAGGUGGUUCUAUCCGCUUACUCCAAGAACGAGAUGGACGAUGAUCUCCUGUGGAGCGCCAGCGAUGAUCUCGGCCACGGCUUCCACACCGUGAGGACUUACAACAACAUCGACCUCAACCUCGAUGCCGAUCACGGUGAUAAAAAGCACGGCGGGAUCAAGGAAGGGAACAAGCUCAUCCUCUUCAAGUGGCAGAAGACUCACGACAACCAGUUUUGGAAGAUUGUCCCAGUUUAUAGAUUCGCCAAUUUUCAAAAUGGUACACCUGUUACUCCUGGAAGGGACAGCUUACUCGCUGUCCGCAUGACACGUGUUAAGUCUCAUCUACGUGUCGAUUUCAAACGCGCCGUGACCGAGCGAGUGACGAUGCCGCAGGGUCAGUUUGUGAAGAUCCAGUGCAAGGCCGAUAGCGCCUACAAUCUUGCCGCCCGGACCGAUGGCGUGGUGAUGGCCCCGGCCGAUGAAUCCGAUCCUCGCCAGCAAUGGUACAAGGACGAAUCGUGGGAGCACGUCAAGGAUGCCAAGGGCUCCGCGAGCUUUGCAUUGAUCAAUCGGGCUACUGGCCAAGCCCUCACGCAUCCGGGCGGCCUAGAUACCCAGGUGACCAUGUCCGACUACUUUGGGGAUUCCGAGGAUAAGUCUACUCUGUGGACACUUAGCCAAGAUGUGUGUGGGGGCUGGAACGCUUUGCGACCAUACUAUGAUACUUCUCUCAACUUAUCCACGAAUCACUGGGAUAAGAAGCACGGUGGUCUUACCGAUGGGACUGACGUCUUGAUCACUAAGUGGAAGGAGUACGAUAACCAAUGCUGGAAGCUAGUUCCUACGCGUGAUAGCACGGGCGGAGCCGAUCAUUUCCACCGUGUUUUGAGGACCGAGAGCCGUGUGGUUGAUCGCUCCUUGCAUCACCUGCCGAAGUAUAGCCUCGUCACCAAGGCCGGAGAAGGUUACAGCGUGAGUGCGCGUGGAGACGGCGUGGUCCUUGCGCCUAGCGAUCCAUCGGAUGGCCGCCAGCAAUGGAUCAAGGAUGACUGGUGGGGCAGCAAGCUCUUGGACUCCCUUGGCCAGCCUGCUUUUGUGAUGCUCAAUGUGGCUACGCAGCACGCUCUUUCUCAUGCUCCCGGCGAAGGCCAGCAGGUUUCUCUCGCAAAGUUUGUCCCCAAUCUCCUCAACCAGGACAUACUCUGGACGAAGCAGGAAGUUGGGCACGGAUGGUUUGCUGUGCGACCCGCCAAUAACGUGAAGCUCACCAUGGAUGCUUUCCGUGCCGAUAAGAAACAUGGUGGGCCGAGCGAUGGGACUAAAGUCGUGGUGUUCAAGUGGAGCGACCAGGAAAACCAGCACUGGAAGUUCACUGAGUGAGAGAAGAAAAGUGAGAAUUUUCUAUGUGUGUCUGUAUUGUCAAAAGCUAGUCCAUCAAUCAGCACUGCUUAUAGAUCCUGGAAACCAUGUAAGUUUUACUUUAUGCGGUUCUGGAAUCUAGAUCUUGAGAAGCUAA